This is a messenger RNA of Neltuma alba, 4781 nucleotides long. Its product is annotated as pleiotropic drug resistance protein 1. The record is from RefSeq and is a predicted model, not a curated record. Gene Ontology annotation, molecular function: ATP hydrolysis activity; ABC-type transporter activity; ATP binding. Bases 1 to 4368 code for a protein of 1455 amino acids. The transcript has 24 exons. NCBI's taxonomy places the organism in Eukaryota, Viridiplantae, Streptophyta, Magnoliopsida, Fabales, Fabaceae. Gene Ontology annotation, cellular component: membrane.
AUGGAGAAGAACGAAGUGUCCAGAGUUAAUAGUUUACGUGAAAUAACUAGAGCUGAGAGCCUACGCACCAAUGGUUCUAAAGUCUGGAGGAGUAAUAGCAUGGAACUGUUCUCAACCUCUGCUCGUGAAGAUGAUGAAGAAGCUCUUAAGUGGGCAGCAAUAGAGAGACUUCCUACGUACCUGCGCAUAAGGAGAAGCAUACUCACUAAUGAUGAAGGUAACGCUAAAGAAAUCGAUAUCAAGAAGCUGGGAUUAACGGAGAGAAAGAUUCUGUUGGAUAGACUCUUGAAAUUAGCGGAAGAAGAUAAUGAACAGUUUUUGUUGAAACUUAAGAAGCGCAUGGACCGAGUUGGACUUGAGAUUCCAACAAUUGAAGUUCGAUUUGAGCAUAUAAAUGUGGAGGCAGACGUCUACGUUGGAAGCAGAGCGUUGCCCACAAUGUUCAACUUCUUUGUGAAUGUCUUAGAGGAAUUCCUAAAUUAUCUCCACAUCAUUCCGAGUCCAAAGAAACCACUGCGUAUUCUUCAGAAUGUUAGCGGAAUCAUCAAGCCUCAAAGAAUGACAUUGCUUUUAGGGCCCCCCGGCUCUGGAAAGACUACUUUGCUAUUGGCCCUGGCUGGAAAACUCAGUAAGGAUUUAAAAUAUUCUGGGAGAGUGACAUAUAACGGUCACGGGCUGGAGGAGUUUGUACCACAGAGGACAUCAGCUUAUAUCAGCCAAGAUGAUAUCCAUAUUGGAGAAAUGACUGUGAGAGAAACACUUUCUUUCUCUGCCAGAUGUCAAGGGGUUGGACAGAACUAUGAGAUGCUAGCAGAGCUCCUUAGAAGAGAGAAGGAAGCAAAGAUCAAACCUGACCCUGAUAUCGAUGCCUACAUGAAGGCGGCAGCAUUAGAAGGGCAGGAAACAAGUGUGGUCACUGAUUACAUUCUGAAGAUUUUGGGACUUGAAUUAUGUGCUGAUAUUAUGGUAGGAGAUGGAAUGAUAAGAGGUAUCUCAGGUGGACAGAAAAAGCGAGUUACAACAGGGGAGAUGCUGGUAGGACCUGUAAGAGUGUUAUUCAUGGAUGAGAUAUCAACUGGUUUGGACAGCUCAACAACUUUUCAAAUUAUCAACUCAAUCCGGCAAUCAAUCCACAUUCUCAAUGGAACCGCACUUGUUUCUCUCCUACAGCCAGCACCAGAGACUUAUGAGCUAUUUGACGAUAUAAUACUUCUCACGGAUGGGCAAAUUGUGUACCAUGGUCCCAGAGAGAAAGUACUUGACUUCUUUGAAUCUAUGGGUUUCAAAUGUCCUGAAAGAAAAGGAGUUGCUGAUUUCUUACAAGAAGUGACAUCAAGGAAAGAUCAGUGGCAGUACUGGGCACGUAAAGAUGAACCUUACAGUUUCGUUACUGUCAAGGAUUUUGUUGAAGCCUUCCAGUCAUUUCACGUAGGCCAUGCACUUGGAGAAGAACUAGCCAAUCCUUUUGACAAGACCAAAUGCCACCCGGCUUCCUUGAGCACAAAAAAAUAUGGUGUUGGCAAGAAGGAGCUGUUGAGAGCUUGUCUUAGCAGAGAAUUUUUGCUCAUGAAGAGAAAUUCAUUUGUCUACAUAUUCAAACUGACCUUACUUAGCUACCUAGCGAUCACGACAUCAACGUUGUUUCUUCGAACUAAGAUGCGUAAACAAACUGUUGCGGAUGGAGGCACUUAUAUGGGUGCUCUGUUCUUCGCAAUCAUUGUAGCUAUGUUCAAUGGAAUAUCAGAGCUAAACAUGACGAUCAUGAAACUUCCCGUCUUCUACAAGCAAAGAAACCUUCAUUUCUAUCCUUCGUGGGCCUACUCUCUACCACCAUGGAUCCUCAAAAUACCAUUCAGCCUGGUAGAAGUUGCCAUUUGGGAAGCAAUCAGUUAUUAUGUCAUCGGCUUUGAUCCAAAUAUUAUAAGGUUUUUGAAACAGUUCCUGCUACUCUUGUGCCUUAACCAGAUGGCAUCUGCACUAUUUCGAUUGAUAGCGGCAUUAGGAAGGGAUAUAGUAGUUGCAAACACUGCUGGGUCGUUCGCUUUACUUGUCAUCAUGGUUUUGGGAGGAUUUGUGAUUUCACGAGAGGAUGUGCACAAAUGGUUCCUGUGGGGCUACUGGUCCUCGCCACUCAUGUACGCGCAGAAUGCUAUUGCCGUCAAUGAAUUUCUCGGGCAUAGUUGGAGAAAGGUUAUAGAUGAUAGGAAUGAAACAUUGGGAGUUAUGGUGCUGAAAGCUCGAGGUUUUUUCCCACAAGCUUACUGGUAUUGGAUUGGAACAGGAGCUUUGAUUGGUUAUGCCUUCCUAUUCAACUUCCUCUACACGUUGGCUUUGCAAUAUCUCAGCCCAUUCAGAAAGGCUCAAGCAGGGCUAUCCCAAGACAAAUUGAUGGAGAGAAAUUCUUCCGGAUAUUCAGAACUAAUUGAACAAUCAUCAAAAGGAAAGAGCUCUACUGAACCAAAUAUUGAAGAAGCAAGCCGAUCGAGAAGGUCAUUUUCUAGUAGCAUUAAUGAUAAAAGAGCUAGUAGAAGUGGAAAGCGGGGUAUGGUUCUCCCCUUUCAACCUCUAUCCCUCACUUUUGAUGAGAUCAGAUAUUCUGUGGACAUGCCCCAGGAAAUGAAGAAUCAAGGAGUUUUUGAGACUCGUCUUGAACUCCUGAAAGGUGUUAGUGGAGCUUUUCGGCCUGGAGUAUUAACAGCUUUGAUGGGUGUAAGUGGUGCUGGGAAGACUACUCUAAUGGAUGUUCUAGCCGGAAGAAAAACUGGUGGAUAUAUUGAAGGAAACAUCACAAUAUCUGGGUACCCAAAAAGACAAGAAACAUUUGCUAGAAUAUCAGGAUAUUGUGAACAAUUUGAUAUUCACUCACCUUAUGUCACCGUGUAUGAAUCUUUACUAUAUUCUGCGUGGCUUCGAUUAGCCCCUGAUGUUGAUUCUUCAACUAGAAAGAUGUUCAUUGAGGAAGUUAUGGAGCUUGUGGAGCUUACUUCAUUAAGAGAAGCACUUGUUGGGUUGCCAGGCGAGACUGGACUUUCGACUGAACAGCGCAAGAGGCUUACAAUUGCAGUUGAACUUGUAGCCAACCCUUCAAUAAUAUUCAUGGAUGAGCCAACCUCUGGACUUGAUGCCAGAGCGGCUGCAAUUGUGAUGAGAACUGUGAGGAACACUGUGGACACAGGACGUACAGUAGUUUGCACCAUCCACCAACCAAGUAUUGAUAUAUUCGAUGCCUUUGACGAGCUACUACUUUUAAAAGUGGGAGGAGAGCAGAUAUAUGCUGGUCCGUUAGGUCGCCAUUGUUCCCAACUAAUCCAAUACUUUGAGGCCAUUCACGGAAUACCCACGAUCAAAGAUGGUUAUAAUCCUGCAACCUGGAUGUUGGAGGUUACGUCAGCAGGAACAGAGGCAAAUCUUCGGGUCAACUUCACAAAUGUGUACAGAAACUCAGAACUGUACCGGAGAAACAAACAAUUGAUCCAAGAGCUUAGUAGACCUCGCCAAGAUUCAAAAGACUUGUACUUUGCUAAUAAGUAUGCACAACCUUUUUCCCCGCAAUUUAUGGCUUGCCUGUGGAAACAGCAUUUAUCAUAUUGGCGAAACACAUCAUAUACAGCAGUGAGACUCAUGUUUACAACAAUCAUUGCUGUAUUGUUUGGGAUAAUUUUCUGGGGCAUUGGCUUGCAAAGGAGAAAAGAUCAAGACCUUUUCAAUGCAAUGGGGUCAAUGUAUGCUGCAGUUACCUUCAUUGGAGUACAGAAUGCUGCUUCAGUGCAACCUCUAAUAGCUGUUGAGAGAACAGUCUUCUACAGAGAAAGAGCGGCUGGAAUGUACUCCGCUUUGCCUUAUGCUCUUGCACAGGUUAUCAUCGAGCUUCCCCACAUCUUGAUUCAGACUAUGAUAUAUGGGGUUAUAGUAUAUGCCAUGAUGGGAUUUGAGUGGAAAACAUCCAAGUUCUUGUGGAACCUCUUCUUCAUGUACUUCACCUUCUUAUACUUUACAUUCUAUGGCAUGAUGACCAUGGCCAUCACUCCCAACCCCCACGUUGCGGGCGUACUGGCAAGCGCCUUCUAUGCAAUAUGGAACCUAUUCUCAGGCUUCGUCAUUCCCCUAUCAAGAAUCCCCAUAUGGUGGAAGUGGUACUAUUGGAUUUGCCCAGUUGCGUGGACCUUAUAUGGAUUGAUUACUUCCCAAUACGGAGAUGAAAAGGAUAAACUAGAGAGCGGCCAAACAGUAGAAGAAUUUGUGAGGAGUUACUUCGGGUUUAAACAUGAAUUCUUGGGAGUCGUUGCAGUUGUGGUGGCUGGUUUCUCAGUCUUCUUCGCACUCACUUUCGUCUUCGGCAUCAAAGCAUUGAACUUCCAAAGAAGGUGAUAAAAAUAGUCAAACUAUGGUUCACAUUUGUCCCUCGAAGCUGAUAUGGUCCAAAACGCCAAUCAAUGCCCGUGAAGGUAGUCAUUUCGCAUCGGAAAUCCCUCCCUUAUUCAAGUCUAAAUCGCUAUUGAGCAUGGAAGAUUUAAUUUAACGGCGUUUGCACUUCCGCGAGUGGAUAAGAUCCUGAUCUCAACAUCUGAAAGGAAUCAUUUGAUUUUUAAUUCAUCGCUAAAGUGCAUGUUCGACAGAAGCUUGAAUUGACAAAUAGAAUCAUCCAAAAUUCCUGAGCUUUAGUAUCCAUAUUUUCAGUUUCAAAAGAAACAGAAUCAUUUAUCUGACGCAGUAAUCGGCUUUGGAAAGACUGAAAGAUUCCGUUUUAAAAAGAAAAUUGACGAUGGAUCAUUGUUACUGCC